Messenger RNA from Aricia agestis (brown argus), 1572 nucleotides. RefSeq names its product ephrin-B2a (gene Ephrin). The record is from RefSeq and is a predicted model, not a curated record. Gene Ontology annotation, biological process: axon guidance; ephrin receptor signaling pathway. Lineage: Eukaryota; Metazoa; Arthropoda; Insecta; Lepidoptera; Lycaenidae. Gene Ontology annotation, molecular function: ephrin receptor binding. The transcript has a single exon. Bases 434 to 1216 code for a protein of 260 amino acids. Gene Ontology annotation, cellular component: plasma membrane.
GCCGCGAGAGGCGACGCUCCCCGUCUGCGACGCUCGCUCCUAUACAAAGAACGCUUCAGUAUUGUAAAAAAUCUGUGAUGUAUUGAUUAAUUCCAACGUUUUACAAACACGAAACCCCCGGCCCGACCGAGUGCACCGUGCGGCGGCCUAAACUCGCCCGUUUUGAGUGAUCGUUGUUAGCUUUUAGACGGGCCACGUCCCAUGGAAUUCCUCGUUUAUCGGUGAAUAAAAUCUUGUGUGUGGAGCGAACAUGGUGGACUGUACGGUGCGAUGAGUGAAAUUGUUCGUGUUGUUUUGUGAAACGGACGUAUUAUAAUGUAUCGAGUUGAGAAUAACGUUAGCGUCUAAAUAUGGAUUGGUAUGCGACUGGGAAAGCUUAGAAAAAGUGGUUCGCUCCCGGGAUCGGAUAAUGCUAGUGUGAUAAUUCUACAGAAUGGUGUCCCUAGCUCACUUCGGAUUGCGACAGGCGCCGUGGACGCUGAUAGUCCUCGUCUUCUUUAUCGAGAGCGUGAUGGGCAACUACGCCAAGUCCUUCUACAUACACUGGAACACGACGAACAGCAUAUUCAGAAUAGACAACACGGAUCACGUAUUCGACCUGAACAAAGGUAAUGCCCAGUUCGAGUACGACCAGGUGAACAUAAUAUGCCCGGUGUACGCACCGGGGACAUUCGACGAGGACACGGAGAAGUACAUAAUAUACAACGUCAGCAAGGAGGAGUACGAUACGUGUCGGAUCACGAACCCCAACCCCCGAAUAAUAGCGAUAUGCGACAAGCCCAACAAGCUUAUGUUCUUCACGAUUACGUUCCGGCCGUUCACGCCGCAGCCGGGCGGGCUGGAGUUCCUGCCCGGCAAGGACUACUACUUUAUAUCCACGUCGAGCAAGGACGACCUGCAUCGGCGCAUCGGCGGCCGGUGCCUCAGCCACAACAUGAAGCUGAUAUUCCGCGUGUGCUGCAAGCCGGAGGAGCAGGCGCCGACGCCGGCGCCGCAGCCGACGCUGCCGCCACCGCCGCCGCCACCGGUGACGCCGCCGACCACCACCACCACGACGACCGCGAAGCCGGUCCCCAAGAAGACGCACAAGUACGAGAAGUCGCCCAACGAGGUGGUGAAGAGCGAGGAGCUGUCGUACUCGCGCGGCGCGGCGCUGGCGUCGUCGCUGGCGCUGGCGCUGGCGGCGAGCGCGGUGCUGGCCCCGCUGGCUCGGUGAAUGUGCGCCAAAGCGGCCCGACCCCCGCGACCCGAUCUCUUGGACAAGCCGUGCUCGACGCACACCACCCACACGUUGCAGUCCCUGCACUACCCCGACUCUCUAGUCUUUACGUGAAUUGUGUUCGAAAACGAUGUUGUGACGACUCUAGUGCUAAACGUUUGGAUGUGUGCCCUAGCGGAUCGUGGAUUUUGUCGACUCGAGUAAGUAGCGGGGACCGGUUCGCGUCGACGGGCUAGUGUUGUGCUAAAUUCCUAGUUAUCUCCAGAAAGUUCCAAUGACAAUUUAGUCCGUAAGGAACGUUGAGAGUCUAAUUUUUACUAUUGUAAUUAAAUUAUAUCUGGCCUACUGAGUAA